Molecule: messenger RNA, 5538 nt
Organism: Clonostachys byssicola
Lineage: Eukaryota; Fungi; Ascomycota; Sordariomycetes; Hypocreales; Bionectriaceae
Source: the annotation of a GenBank genome assembly
AUGGAGCGGCCACAGCCACUCCCCGCGGUGGCGGGGCCUCCAAAUGGGAACUCUGCUCAGCACACGUCAGGCGACCUGCCGUUAACCUCAAAACCUCUUACUUUUCGCGAGUCGUUACCGUACUCGCCACACAUCACCACCCUUCCACCUGUACCUGACCUGGUUCCUGAUGCGACACUUGGCUCCGGCUACCCAGCCCCAGGACUUCGAGACCUAUUCUCCAGCAAUGAGCUUGAUCAUUUGAACAGGGAAGCGAUUGCUCAGGGCCACCUGUCCAAAGGCGGGAAACAGCUUGUUGAGAAUAUACUCCACGAGAUGAAGCCCCCUCAACGAACGAAAUACAAGUUUCGGGCUGUGCCUGGCAUGACUUCAUCCCCCAAUGCGACCAAAAAUAUACAGCAGGAGUUAACUCCAGUUACUAAGGUGCUAUAUGAGCGAGUGGGCGACUACUUCAAAUCUACAAAACCGAAUUUGCCAAGCUCGUCCCUGAACGGACAAGUCAAGAUCCAGCCGAGUGAAGGGCCCUCCCCGACGCAGCCCUCAACCUCUUCUCUUGUCAAGAACCACAACAACAAUUCACGCGCACACCCAUUGAAUUCGAGUCGAAUCGAAGUUGCAAUCCCUGCUAGAAGCACCUUUGACGCAACGGAAUAUGCCGAUCACCUCGCCCCAACACCCUCGGAGCCUUGGACGAAUGGUCCGAUUGAGCAGAUGCCACUGGGCCCAAGUCAUGCUACGCCUUUGAGCCUGGCCCCCGGUAUGCUCCAGUCGCCUGAAGAGUCGAAAAUGCCCGUCUUCCAUAUUGAGCUAUCGUCUUCAAAUAUCAAUAAAGAUGAAUACAUGGAAGUCGCAGAAUCUUUGGCAACACCACAGAACGUAUCACGCCGGAAAGAGCGACAAGACAUACAAACCAACCAAACAUUUGUAGGAGAGUCUCUCGACCAACGGCAACGAGCACAAUCAGCCCUUCAAGAGCUGCAUCGCCGGAUGCAAGGUUUAAGCCAGGCAACUCGCGCUGCCUUCGAGAUGCAACCCGGCUUUGAGAGUCUCGUCACCCUGACUUCAGAGCAAGAACCUACAAUGACAGGCGAGGAGCAGAAAAAGAUGCAUACAGCUAUCCAGAAAGUCAUUUCUCUCGGAGCGUUUAGUAGUGUGCCUGUAGAGGACCUCAGCCAAGUUCUCCGGCUAGGAGAGCCCAGUUUGAAAGAGGCUCUUGCUCUUGAUACACAGCUUGACCAGGAGUGGGAUGAGGCCGCGGUUGAUUCAUGGAUUCAGCAACUGUCGACUGUUGACACUGCACUCAAAGCCGCGCGAACCAGCUUGCGUAUUAUUUGCGGUGGGAGAGAAGACCGCCAGCUUUACUCGGAGAGCAUCAUUGACCAGAGCGUCAAGGUGUUCCAGAAGAUAACUGACGAGAUAAUAAUCCCUUUGGCAGAGAUGCGCAGCUCAGGGCCCUCAGCAAACAUCUUCAAGUUGCUUUUUAAAUAUAAGAGGGAACUUUCGCAGGUGUUCAUCAAUGCACAAAAAUUGAUCAACCUCGUUGCUGAAUUGGUUGCCAAGGUGCAGCUCUCUGAGCUGGCUAUCAACACGAUCGAGUUUGUGGCAUCGACCCUCAUUUUUGUGGACAAUGCAUAUUAUGAAAAGGACUCGAUCGUCGGAGUGCAGAAAUUUGAUGGUAUCAGAUCUGCUGCAAUUGAUACCCUCUGCCAAAUCUUCCUGGUCAAGCCAGAACAGAGACAAGGAAUCUUGAACGAAAUUCUAACAUCCCUCUCUAAGCUUCCAGGCAGCAGACAAAGUUCCCGCCAGUACAAACUUUCCGAUGGAUCCAGCAUCCAACCCGUUUCAGCACUUAUCAUGCGACUGGUUCAGGCGAGCUCGGCGAGACCAGACAAAGGUAAAAAUCAGCGUCGGGCUGCUCUCGUUCAGUCCAUGGGACCCGAAGAAGAUGAUGACUUGGACGAAUUACAAACUUCCCCGGAACGAAAGGCCCCUGGAGCAUCCAUCAACAGCGAAGAACAGGGAGCACAACAGCCUGAUGUCGCUAUACAGGAGCUCGGCGCACUUGUGCAAUCCCCCAGCGAAGAUGCCCAAAGGAAUGCUUCUAUGGUUGUCAACUUUCUUGUCCAAAGAGCCGCUGGCUCUAGUAAGACGGGUGAGACUCCAUUCAGAAACAUUCUCGAUCACUGCGUCGAGGAUUUCACCUUGUGCUUGGAGCACAUCGAAUGGCCUUCUGCAGAGCUUUUGCUACGCUGUUUGAUGUCCUCAAAUGUUCUACUCUUCGAGGCUGAGAAGACACCUGCACCCGUGAAAAACAUGGCACUGGAAAUUUUGGGCAAUAUGAGUGCUGCCAUCUCUCGUCUUCGGUCGCAGGUUAAGAGGACAGCGAACUCAUCCGAGAGCAACAACGCAGAUGAGUUGGCGCAGUUUCUUUCUGAUCUGGCUAACCAAGCUUUGGAUAAAGAGGCUCGCACAGAGCUUGUUCUGUCUUGGACUGGGCCAUAUCGUGUCGUUUUGGAAUCCUUGCAAGCAUCAAAAUCUGCAGACUCUCAGCAGGCAAGCGCUGCUUCAUUCCUUCUGACAACUUGGGCUGGCCGUAUUCGUACUUGCUUCGAUAACCUUGAUGAGGGUGACGAAUCUCGAGAGAAAGAGCUUGGAAGCCUUGCUUACCGCCUGAGAAUGAUGGUUGAUGAUAGCACCUGGCUCUCUAGCCAGUUUGAGUUCAAUUCCAUUUCUGCCUACCAUACGAAACUUGCCUAUGCGAUCAUCCUUCUAGGAUUGCCUCUUUGCGAAGCUUUUGAAAGGAUGCUGAGCAUCUUGUUUCGUUCCAUGACCAGCGACCAGGCAACAGUCAGGAGCAAAAGUUUGAAGAGUAUUAGUUCCGUUCUCGAAACCGACCCAUCCAUCUUAGAUGGAGACUCUGCGGUGGUGGAUCGUAUUCUGGAAUGUGCGCGGGAUUCCUCAACCCAGGUUCGUGAAUCGGCACUUGGUCUCAUGGGUAAUUGUAUUCAGAUGAGGCCCCGGUUGGAGUCUGUUCUUACACCUCAUAUCAUGGACCGAGUGUCGGAUGCCGGUGUUUCAGUUCGGCGGAGAGCCAUGAAGCUUGCACGCGAUGUCUAUCUCCGGAACCGAGACCGAAAACUUCGUAGCGAUAUCGCAAGUGGCCUCCUUCGACGGAUAACAGCAGAUUUGGACGAGGGCGUGAGAGAGGCGGCUAGGCAGAUGGUGGAAGAAAUUUGGUUUGCUCCCUUCUUUCAGAUGGAAGAUACAGCCGUGUUCCAGACGACACUUGCAGAGCACACAGCUCUCAUUAUUCAGACCGUCAAGCUGGGCGGAGUGAGUGAAUUACUUGAUAAAGUCUUCCAAGCCAUUCUGAAGGCUGAAAAGAAGGGACCUGUUGGGCCUUUCGAGGUUUGCUCAAAACUUGUCUCAAAUGCGUUCAGCUUUGUCAACAACCCCGAGACAGAAGAUGAGCCCUCUGUUCCAUCAGGAAGAGACGCAUUGCAGAUGCUUACAAUUUUUGCAAAGGCAGAGCCUAAACUCUUCACUUUCGAACAGAUUCGUCUCCUCAAGCCUUUGCUGGCAAGCUCCAACAACAAAGACGAACAGAUAACGUUUAGAGCAGUGGUCGUCAUUUUGAAAUCCGUUCUCCCACAGCUCUCCACCGUACACAACGACUUCAUCAUUGAGCUUAAAACCACACUGGUUCCGAAGAUGGGUAAGACAGAAAACCGCGCCGUUCUGGACGAGAUCGCAGCCUGUGUCCGGGUGGUUCUGGAUUUAUUGCACGACAUGGGACCUAUGGUCUCGUUGACCAAAUCUGUUCUAAUCGGUCUCAAAAAGCUGCAGCCUCCAUACAAAAUCCAGAGCAUGCAGGAUAUAAAGAAGCUUCGCUACUUCUCAUGGCUUCUCGCUGCAGUGGCGCAGCAUUUCCAGCUCGAUGAGCACAUUGGCGUUCUGAAAGCCAUUUUCAAAGAUUUCAAGGGUGAUUCUGUCGCACGUUUGAUGGUUGAUUACCUUACGCCCUUUACCGCUGGAACCCAGCAAUCCGAGACUCGAAAGGCUGCUAUCGAUGGAAUUGCUUCUGUUUGUCAGGCCUGGCCAAGGAACUACACACUUCCUAAGGUGUGGACAGUUUUCCAGCAGGCUUUCCACGACGAAGAUCAGCCUUUGGAAAAUAUCAUAUUGAAAUCAUUCAAGGAGUUUUUGAUCACCGAAGAACGCCGUUCCGAAGCAUCGAGUAAUACCGCCAACGCCAAGGAGAAAAAAUCUCUCACCGUGAUGGGAGGCACAAAUUUUGAUGACGUUGCCAGCGCCACAACACAGAGAUUCCUUAAAGACAUUACCCGGAUUUGUAUUGCUACCGAGGAUGCACAUGCCCUACUGGCGCUUGAGGUAUUGGGAAGCAUCAAUCGUCAAGGUUUAACGCAUCCGAAGGAAACGGGUGUCACGCUGAUUACUCUUGAGACAUCUUCUAACAAAAGGAUAUCGGAACUGGCUUUCCAAGAACAUCGAGCGCUCCACGAGAAGCACGAGUCCACUAUUGAACGAGAAUAUACUAAGGCUGUUCAGUCCGCAUACGAGUAUCAGCGUGAUGUGGUACACAAUACCCGUGGGGCGACAACAGAUCCACCACAAUCGAAGUUACACAAUAUGAUGGAUGUGCUCAAGAUAAGCAAGAUGAAGAAUAGACAGCGUUUCUUCGAGAAGCUGGCCGGUCUGCUGGAUUUCGACUUUACCAAGUUGGAAACACAUCAAACAAUACCUCCUCACUUGGACUUCACUCGCUUCGUCGUUGAGAAUAUUGCGUUCUUCGAAUACCAAACCGUGGGAGAACUGCAGACGGUGGUGCAUAAAAUGGAGCAGCUGGUGACCGGCACGGGCGUUUCCAUUGCCCAGAUUGUUGACUCGGAAAUUUUCAACGUGAGACUAGAUGCAAACACCGAGACACAGAUCCAACAGCAACUUCAUCAGCAGCUCAAUGAUGGAGUGGUAGAAGGCCAAGCGGCGGAGGUGCCCAUUUCAGUAGACCCAGGAAGACUACGCCAACUUGCUACCGCUUCUAUCAUUCUAUUACUGAUAUGGGAAACUCGAUCAUACCUCCGUCGACUGUAUGGUAUGGGGACCCACAGGCAUGACAGCAAAGCGAAGGCCCUGGCAAAAGACUUGAACAAGACUCCCCCGAAAACUCAAGGAGUCCAUUGGGACAAGUAUUGGGAGGAGAUGACUUCACUUCCAAAUGGCCUGGAAUCUUCAAUGCAAAUGAUGCAAAAAUGCAAAGCAUUUGUGGAGUUGAUGAACGUGGACAAGGAAUUCAAAGUCGCCGAGGAAGAGGAUGACAUGGACAUGGGCAUGGAGGAUCCAAGCACUCCAAGCGAUGAUGAUGGAGGACAGGAAGACAGGGGCCGAAAGAGGAAGGGUGGCAACACUCCUGGUGGCCGUAAGAAGCGACCUCGGUCCAGCUCGCAACCUCGCAAGAGGGGGAGACCGAGAAAGUCGGAUCCACCUGCUGGAUCAAACUCUAAUGCGGACUGGUUUUAG